AUGCCUGCUACACGCGCCGAGGCGGCCCAGGUGCCCAACAAGGACAAGUUUGAGAAGUCCAUCUCCUCCAAACCCUUCGUCUUUGUCAUUGGAGAAGAGCGUAAAGAGUUUCACAUCCACAAGGAACUCAUCGGCCAGCUUUCACCUGUUCUCAAUGCCCUCGUUAAUGGCAACAUGAAGGAGGCCCGUGAGGGCCGCGUCGAGUGGCUUGACCUCGACGUCGACACUUUUGUCCGCUUCGCCAAGUUUGCCUACUCGGGUAACUACACCCCGGCGGAGCCCGAGCUCAUCGCCCCGGACGAUGCUGUCGUUCUUGCGCCGGGGGAGCAGGAUGGCAAGACCUUGGAUGGUGAGAAUGUUGAGGAGGACGAGGACGAGGACGAGGAGACGGACUCAUCGGACACGGAUGAUGAUGACUCUUCAGAUUCCAGUGAAGGCAGCGACACAGACGGACCUAUCGAAAUUUUAUCUGAUGAUCAAGAGACGUCCGAAUACUCUUCUUCCUCGGAGGAUUCAUCUACGCUUGACAACGGCGGGGACGAACACUUAAACCGGCGCCCCAUCGAUGUGUCGAUUGACGAGCACGGCAUGAUUCAUUCAUACACCUCUCUGCCUUAUUCUCUUGAAAACUACAUGGCCGAGUGGGAAAAGUGCCUAGACUACAGGUACAUCAAGCACCCUGACCUUCCCCCCAACAAGCGCCGUCGUGACGAGACCGACUUUGGCCGGAUCCCGCCCAGACCCGUCAACAAAAAGUACGAGGCCAUGUGCAUCUUUAUCCAUCCCAUGUACGACCCAGCUCCUCGCGAGGCCCCGCGCAGCGGUGUAAACACGAACCCCCACGAGUCUUACCGGCCCGUGUUUCUAAGUCACGCGCGCCUGUACAUCUUGGCCGACAAGUACGGCGUGAACCGCCUCCGCCGGCUCGUCCUGGCCCGUCUUCACCGGACCCUCACUCACUACGUCGUCCACAGAGACAGAAUCUCGGACCUUAUUGCCCUGGCGCAGGAGAUAUUUGACAACACCAUGGAAAUGGACCACGCGCGUUCCCUCAUUGUCAACUACCUUGUCUGCUUCAUCGAGGACAUCCAAGACAGCCCAGAGCUUGAAGAUGCCCUGCGUCGAGGAGGCGAUUUUCCUGCUUUGUUGGUUAGCAAGAUGGCAAGGCGUCGCAUAUAA
Fusarium vanettenii 77-13-4 is the source of this 1179-nucleotide messenger RNA. RefSeq lists its product as uncharacterized. Bases 1 to 1179 code for a protein of 392 amino acids. Gene Ontology annotation, molecular function: protein binding. NCBI's taxonomy places the organism in Eukaryota, Fungi, Ascomycota, Sordariomycetes, Hypocreales, Nectriaceae. The record is from RefSeq and is a predicted model, not a curated record. The transcript has 2 exons.